This is a messenger RNA of Scheffersomyces stipitis CBS 6054, 1716 nucleotides long. RefSeq lists its product as uncharacterized. NCBI's taxonomy places the organism in Eukaryota, Fungi, Ascomycota, Pichiomycetes, Serinales, Debaryomycetaceae. The transcript is spliced from 3 exons. The coding region runs from base 1 to 1581 and encodes 526 amino acids. The record is from RefSeq and is a predicted model, not a curated record. Gene Ontology annotation, molecular function: RNA polymerase II complex binding; mRNA binding. Gene Ontology annotation, biological process: termination of RNA polymerase II transcription. Gene Ontology annotation, cellular component: mRNA cleavage factor complex; cytoplasm.
AUGGACUUAGGCUCAGACAACGCGUCCACUUUGUUGGAAGACUAUGCGCAGAGCGUUUCGGAGUUGACGUUCAACUCCCGUCCAAUCAUCGAUAACUUGACUACGAUUGCUCAGGAAAAUCCUGCAAAUGCCGAUGGUAUUUUGAACAUCAUUACCAAUCGUAUCUACAAAGCCAUUCCAGACCAGAAGUUGUAUGCUUUGUAUCUUUUGGAUUCGAUAUGUAAGACUGCCGGAAAUCCAUACAACAUUUUGGUAGGUGACGACAUAUUCAAGUUAUUUUCUCACGUGUUCCAGCUUGGAAACGAAACUAUUCGUAAUACCUUAUCGUCCAAAUUGUUUGAGAGUUGGAAAGUGACGAAAGUUAGGGGCAAUUUUCCAUUAUUUCCCCGGGAGCAACUAGACAAGAUCAAGACGUUUUUGGAUAAGGCUGGCUAUCCCAAGAAGAACGGCAAUGGCAAUUCACCCGAUCUUUCAAAUAUGACAUUGAUCGAGGAUACUAACUCGUUGAUAGCCGUGUUCCAGUCUCGGCUCCAGAGUCAUCCUGAUGCCAAACUCAGCGAUCGCUUCAAUGCUUUACAGGAAUUGAAAAAAUUGCUUUUAAGCCAGCAAAUGAAACCGGCAGAAUUGAAAGCUGUUCAGGCACAACUAAACACGAUCAAGGAACAGGACAAUAACCAUAAUAGUAAUAUCAACACGCCUAUGCCUACGCCUGCUACAACGCCUGCUGCUACACCUGGUGCUUCCAGAGUUGAACCAGUGAAGAACGAAGCGGACACCCUCUUUCAGGCUUUGCUCUUGUAUGGUUUGGUAAAAGUAGACCAAGACCCCAUUCCAGGUUCCAAGCCGGAUUAUAGUAUAGUAUUGCCAAAGAUCAAAUACCAGAUUCCUAAGGGUGACUUGUCCAAUAGUGCUUUGCAAGACAUCUUGACAGCUAAUUUACAUAGUAGUAUCCAUCGUUCAGAGUACGAAAAGAUAAAGUUUGGCGAAUUGCAAGUGGUGUCAAAACAAAUAGCCAGCGAUCUACAGGGCUUCUUGAACAACAACAAACCUAGAAUUAGUGACCUCAACUUCUUGUACGACGCCAAAUCAUCGAAAUGUGCCCUUUGUGGGAAACGAUUCAGCACCGAUACAGAUGGGGCAACCAAGAAGCGUUUGCAUUUGGACUGGCAUUUCAGAAUCAACAAGAAGUUGUCCUCAUCGACGUCUAAUGUACAAUCCAGAAACUGGUACUUGGACGACUACGACUGGGUUAACUUCAAGGACGACGCUUUGUUGGAGUUCCUGACGUCAGAAACAGGAGAAACUAAGGAUGCUGGAAUUGUGGCCAAAACAAACAAGGUAGCGUUUGUAGCCGUUCCAGCGAAUGACAGCAAUAUGAACAACAGGUGUAUCAUCUGCCGUGAAUCUGUCAAGGCCACCUACAAUGAUGAGUUGGGUGAAUGGUGCUGGUUUAACUGUGUGCGUGCACCAGGUGAAGGUAAGAACAGUAGGAAGAUAAUGCAUGCUAGCUGUGCUGUAGAGUCUAGCAAGAAGAGAGGAGCUGAAGAUGAGGUGAAUGGGUUGAAAAAGCAGAAGGUGUAAUAGUUUAUAGAUAAUGAACGCUUAUGACAAGCAAAUGUAGAGGUUGUCCUAGGGUAUGAUAGCUGCUGCAGUGUAUGGUGUCUGCCAAGUAAAUAGUUACGAUAAGUUGCUUUCUGUAUAGUUCAAUGUACAUAU